AAAGUUAAAGCUGCUUUUAGCCAGACUGGUAUUCUCAUCCUACCUUGGCCUGCCCAAAGCCCCGAUUUGAAUCCAAUAAAAAACAUGUGGCAAGAAGUUGAAAGAUGUUUGCAAAAUUCUCCAGAUAAGCCUACAAGUAUUGAUGACUUAGAAAAAAAAGUUAUAGCAGCUUGGUAUUUAAUUCCACACAAAUUUUAUUGUGAAUUGGUGAAUAGUGUAGUUCAUCGA
Molecule: messenger RNA, 228 nt
Organism: Cetraspora pellucida
Lineage: Eukaryota; Fungi; Glomeromycota; Glomeromycetes; Diversisporales; Gigasporaceae
Source: the annotation of a GenBank genome assembly